AUGAAGUCCUGGUUUCUCGCCCCCGACUUCACCUUCACUCCUGACGGACCCCUCCGGCUUGGCGCUGUCAUCCCUCAUCCCAGUCGUCCGACACAGACCCUUGCAUCACCCCGCACCGACGCAAUCACGCUUCCCGAAGUGCAGACUCUGGUCGAGACGAACCACUCUCACUCGAAUGAUGUCACACGAACAGCUGGUGUCAAUCUCUUUGCCAAAUUUGUAGAGCUUGCUUCUGCUUCUAUUGGCUAUGAGACCAGCCGUCGCAAUGCGCUGGCGUAUGGAACCGUAGACCAUGAGAUCCGGUCUUUGGCGGCGCCUUUUACGAGGGAGUUUCUGCAGAGUAUUAUCAGCACGGAGGCUGUUCAGGAGCAUAUCCACUCUGCCGUGUUUGGAAAGCGGACGGUUUACUUCGUAUCUGGACUUAGAGUUGCCACUUCGUCAUUUACGGUGACGAAGGAGAAGGGCAUUGGACAUAAUACCUCACUGUCGGGUUCGGGCCCAGCAGGUCCCGUGCCUAUUGAAGUCGGUGCCGGUAUUUCAAGUGGAAAAGAGAGUUCCAAGACCGACUCCUACGAAACUGCCCCUGGUAUUAUUUUCGCUUACCGUCUUCAUGCCAUCCGAGUUCGUGGCAGCGGCACUGUCGACUCCGAAAUGUUCGUGAACAAAAAGGCCUUCAUGCAUGGCAGACCCGUCCCUGAUCCUGAGCCUUUUGAGGUUACUGACGUUGAUGCUGAAGUCUUGAAGGCCGAUAGGAAGGAGGAGGAGGAUCUGCCGAAGUAUGAGAUGGAAGAUCUUGGAGAUGAGGAGUACUGUUUCUUGGCGGAGGCAUAG
Molecule: messenger RNA, 831 nt
Organism: Fusarium fujikuroi IMI 58289
Lineage: Eukaryota; Fungi; Ascomycota; Sordariomycetes; Hypocreales; Nectriaceae
Exons: 1
Coding region: 1-831 (276 amino acids)
Source: RefSeq, a predicted model, not a curated record